GUACCCAGGAAUCCUCGGGGCAGAGUCGUCACCAGCGUCCUUCGGAGCGGAAGGACUAUGGCGUCCGCUACUCGCGCUAUCCAAAAGCUGCGGAACUGGGCGUCUGGGCAAGACCUGCAGGCGAAGCUACAGCUGCGCUACCAGGAGAUUGCCAAGCGGACCCAGCCACCUCCGAAACUCCCUGUGGGUCCCAGUCACAAGCUGUCCAAUAAUUAUUACUGUACUCGUGAUGGCCGCCGGGAAGUUGUGCCUCCCUCAAUCAUCAUGUCCUCACAAAAGGCCCUGAUGUCAGGCAAGACAGCUGAGAGUUCUGCUAUGACAGCCACUGAGAAGAAGGCAGUGACACCUGCUCCUCCCAUGAAGAGGUGGGAGCUGUCCAAGGACCAGCCAUACCUGUGACCCUGCUCUACCUUGCUAUAUGUCACCAGGGCCACAUGAUUGCUUUUCCUCCUUGGAUUCCCUUGGGGAGAAUGUGACCUAAUUUAUAACAAAUACAUAGAGUUCCACAUUAUUUCCAA
Messenger RNA from Mus pahari (shrew mouse), 518 nucleotides. It is a transcript of the gene Ndufa7, whose product is annotated as NADH:ubiquinone oxidoreductase subunit A7. The record is from RefSeq and is a predicted model, not a curated record. The coding region runs from base 58 to 399 and encodes 113 amino acids. The transcript has 4 exons. Gene Ontology annotation, cellular component: mitochondrial inner membrane. Gene Ontology annotation, biological process: mitochondrial electron transport, NADH to ubiquinone; ATP synthesis coupled electron transport. Lineage: Eukaryota; Metazoa; Chordata; Mammalia; Rodentia; Muridae.